Micromonas pusilla CCMP1545 is the source of this 4671-nucleotide messenger RNA. RefSeq lists its product as uncharacterized. Gene Ontology annotation, biological process: protein deubiquitination. Lineage: Eukaryota; Viridiplantae; Chlorophyta; Mamiellophyceae; Mamiellales; Mamiellaceae. The transcript has a single exon. The coding region runs from base 1 to 4671 and encodes 1556 amino acids. Gene Ontology annotation, molecular function: cysteine-type deubiquitinase activity. The record is from RefSeq and is a predicted model, not a curated record.
AUGACGCCCGAGCGCGUAGUGACGUGGGGCGUCGUCGCCAUGUCCGUCGCCGUGCUCAGGAUCGUGACCGAGGCGUUCAUGGCGGUGAUGUCCGGCUGCGGCGACGUCGAAGGUUCCAGCGUUCACGCGACGCUCGUCGUCUCGCCGCCGAUCACCAGCGUGAGCACCGCCGCCUCCGUCGCGACGCCGACGCCGGAUGACGCAGACGCGAAGGCCACGCCGGUAAAGGCGUCCACUGCGACAGACGAGACUGUAUUCGUCGCGACGCCGCCGGACGCAGACACGGCGCCGAGCGAGGCGUCGUCGCCGGAGCCGGAGCCGCAGCCCGAGUCGUCCGUCGCGCCUUCGGCCGCGGCGGCUUCGGCCGCGGCGGCGAUGACGGCGCCGAGCGAGGCGUCGUCACCGCCGCCGGAGCCGCAGCCCGAGUCGUCCGCGCCGCCCGGGGCAGCGACGCUCGUGACCGCCUCUAAUCUCAACCGCUGCCUUCGCGGCGGCGGCUCGAGUACGGGGGCGAAGACUAUCACCUCGUCGCCGAACGCGGAUGAAACGUCCACGGGCCCGGCGUUCUUUCCGCGGUCGUUCAUGAAGAAGCUCCGGAACAAUAUCUUGGGUUUUGAGCUACGCUCCGGGGGCGAGCCAAUCCAGGCUGCGAUCGGUCGCUUCCUCACGGCGAGCGCGAUGAAAAUACUGAACACCCGCGGCGAUGGGAAUUGCAUGUUUCGCGCGCUGCUCGAGUGCAUGACGGGGAACAGCGACAAGCACGUUGAGUUUCGGCUUCAAGUCGUGGGUCUAAUGCGCGAUGAUCCGGAUUCGUACCGAGCCGAAGCCGAAGCCGAUCAGGUAGAUGAUGCUCCGCAUGACGAUGAUGCUCCGCAUGACAGACCUUUCGAUUUCGAUUCUUACUGCGACAAUAUGGAACGAGAUGGCAUCUUCGGCGGGACUCCCGAGCUCCACGCCGCCUCCGUCUUGCUCAAGGUCGACAUCAUGGUCAUCGACGUGAGCUACGGGAGGCUCGUUUUGGAUACUGGUGGUGACCAGCCGCAGGAGCGAGGGACCAUCGCCGUCGCCUUCGACUCGGACGGGAAGCACUAUAACGCCAUCGUCCAUCUGGAACUCUCCCGCAGAGGUUUCCCCGACGACACCGAGGCGUCGGCUGCGACGUUUUCGGUAAAUACGACGAAAGCGUCGUUCGCGGACGCGACACCGACGUCGGGCGUUUCAACCGCCGCUUCCGUGGUGAAGACGCGAGCUCGUGCGCAGAUCUCGACGUCCUUCUCCGAGGAGGAUGAGGUCACAUCGCCCGGUGCGGACCCAAGAGACACCGAGUUCACGCCGCCGCGGAGCAGCAGCGAUGCGCCCAACACGCGUGCGAGGGCACGCGCCACUGGGAGAUCGCGCGACGCGCCCACGGCAACCUCGCGCGACGCGCGCGCGGCGGCGCGAUCCAAACGGAACGCGAAGCACGCCGAUGACGACGUGGAUCCCGAGUCCGAGUCCACGGCGGCGGCGUCGAAGCACUUCCCGCGCGCGACGAGGCCAAAUCUCUCUGCUCACGGCUCCAAGGCGGCGAAGCGCAUCAAGACGUCCCCGUCGACGUCCGCGGCGAGGACGCAGGCCGCGGCGCCGACGCCGUCGCGUAGCCGAGCUCAGCAGGCGACGGCUGCCAAGCCGUCCCGGUACAACCUCCGCCCGCCGAAGAGAACUCCGACGUCGACGUCGGCGACGCCCGCGGCGACGCCCGCGGCGACGCCCGCAGCGACGCCCGCGGCGACGCCCGCGGCGACGCCCGCAGCGACGCCCGCGGCGACGCCCGCGGCGACGCCCGCGGCGACGCCCGCGGCGACGCCGCUGCAGUCCGUCUCCUCGCGCACGCGAUCGAGGGGUCGCGACCGAGGCGGAGGCGAUGGAUUCGAUGCGAACCCGCCGCGACUGCAGUCGUCCGCGCUCGUCGCCACAUCCGCGGCGCCGACGCCGUCGGCGCCGCGGACAAAGCCAAAGUCCAAGGCGAAGCCCGCCGCGAGGACGAAGUCGAAGUCAAAGCCAUACAAAGGAAAGGCAGUGACGCGCGGUGCUCACUUGGUGGUUCAGGACAUGCACAGCGUCGAAACUCGCAACUACGAGGCGGGCAAGGUGGCUCGGCAGCAGCGUAAAUCCCCCGAUGAACGCAGGCGUGACGAUGCUGCCGCCGAGGAAGCUCGCGCGGCGAAUGCCGCGCGAGAUGCCGCGGAGCGGGAGGCGUUAAAGCUGAGAUACGAAACCAUCGACAAAAUGCGCGCGGCGGCGGUCAAAGCGGUCCAGAUGUCCGAGGACGCGUGCGUCAAAGUCAUCAAAGCAGAGCACGACGCGAUGGUCACCGCCGCGAAGAAACGCGCGGCUGACGAGGCCAAGGAUGAAGCCUCCCGGUCGGUUCCCGCGCCCGCGGAGCUGAAGAAACGCAUACUCAAGCUCGCGGAGCGCGCCCGCGUCAAGAAGAUCGACAAGCCGUGGCGCGGCGUCGCGAAGGCGUUCCUCGAGCACGACUGGCCGCUGCCGUUCUGGUUCUCCGCCGGCGCGCUCGCGCAGGGUAACGAGACGCUCGAGCUCAUCGUCAAAGAGUACAAAAUCGACACCAUGGACGAGCUCGGCCACUGGUUCGGCGCGAUGUGCAGCGACGCAUACUUCGAUGCUAAAUCAUCUGGCCGCUUUGCGCUUACGACGACAAAUCGCGAUUACGCCGAUCUUCAACGCGCCAACCUCCACAACGUGCAGUGGAAGACCGUACCCAGACCUGGCGCCGAGAUGGAGUCCGACUUCAUCGAGAAAUUCGAAGCCACGUGUUCGAACGGAGCAAAGUCUUGGCAUUACGCCAUCAGGACCACGCCCGGCGGCAACAAGAAGCUCCAGGAGAAGUUCUACACGAAUCGUCACGGCAAAAAGGUCAUCCUCCCCAAGGACCUCGAGAAAGACCCGCUGUUCCCGCUCGCGCUUACCGCCACGCCGGCGUGGAUGGACGCGAUCGUCGCCGGCGACGGGUCGCUGGGUGAAGGAAUUUUCCGCCUCGCGUUCUGCGACUUCACGCCCCGCGAGCUGGACUGGUUCAUCAACAUCCUCGCCCGCCCGAGAUGGAGAGACGGCACCGACACGGUCGUCCACGGCGCGUUCCCGGUGGUGAGGAAGAAGACAGGGCGGAAAGGCCAGUACACCACGCUCGACAUGACCGAAAAGUCUCUCAAAGACGCUGGGUACGCGCCGCGCUUCGGCUGCGGGAUCCGCACGCACGGCAUCCGCGUGAAGGAGUUCAUCGACACCGCGGCUCUUCCGGUAACCCGCGCGUACCCGCACAAAGGCGUCUUCUUUCCCGACAACGACCUCUACAGUGCCGCGGGCGCGUGGCGAUCCCGCGGCGAGUCGUUCACCCAGAUCAUCGUCGACGGGGUCAUCCGCGGAUUCAGCCUCGAGGAGUUGCAAGCCGAACUUCUGCGUGCGACGGGGUUGAACUUCACGGCUGCCGACCUCUUCGGGAUCAUCUCGAAGCCACUGCUCCCCCCGGGCGAAAGUUCGGGAAGAAAGAAAGUUCUCGGAGAGCAUCAUGGCUUGGGUUUGCCCUUCCCACCGCGGCGGACGUGCGACAAGACCGGGAACGCGGACCGCGUCAAGCACACGAUACACGACGUGAACGCGGCGAACGUGAUCAUCGGCAUCGUUCGCAAGGGACACGAACACGCGGUACUGCACGGCGGCUUGGCUUGCGGCGGUGAAGAUUCCGUCAAGCAUUUCAUCAAGAUGCGCGGCGCCAUGUACGAGGAGUACGGGUACAUCUUCGACGCCAAGCAAGGGCUGUGCAUCUUCCCCGGGGGCACGAUCGACCGGGACACCACCAAGCUGCUCACUCAGGAGGUGUUAGACGCCCAGCAACGGUACCACAAAGGCUGCGUCGAGAACGGCAAGUUCACUCCGCCGGAGCUCCUCCCUCACCGCACCGAUGCACAGCUCAAAGUGCAAUUCGCGCCACUGCUCGAGGAGAAGCUCAGGUUGAGCGCGCUGAUCGUGAAGCUCCAGGGUUGGCGCAUUGAGUUGAGACGCACAGCCAGCAGCAACCGGGCAAGAUCCUACUUCAUCUACACCGAUCCCGGCACCGGCACUGUCAAGAAGGAGACCCUGGACCUGAACUUCGCCAUCAAGUGGAUCAUCGCUAACCAACCGGAGAACGCGCAACAGCUCAAGGAUUUGCUCACCAAGUACCAGCCGGAGAUCGCGGAGCAGUUUAAGAGGACAGCGACAGCGACAGCGACGGCGACGGCGACAGCGACAGUGCUGAUCGUGAAGCUCCAGGGUUGGCGCAUGGAGUUGAGACGCACAGCCAGCAGCAACCAGGCAAGAUCCUACUUCAUCUACACCGAUCCCGGCACCGGCACUGUCAAGAAGGAGACCCCGGACCUGAACAGCGCCAUCAAGUGGAUCAUCGCUAACCAACCGGAGAACGCGCAGAAGUUCAAGGACUCGCUCACCAAGUACCAGCCGGAGAUCAAGAAGCAGUUUGAGUGGACAGCGACAGCGACAGCGACGGCGACGGCGACAGCGACAGUGCCCGCGGGCGGUGCGGAGGGAGAUGGAGAUGAUGCCGAGGGUGCUCGGGAUGAAGACGAGAUCGCCUUGACGCAGCCAAAGAAGAAACGCAAGACGAAGCGAUGA